Messenger RNA from Polistes dominula (European paper wasp), 6768 nucleotides. RefSeq names its product DNA polymerase zeta catalytic subunit (gene DNApol-zeta). The record is from RefSeq and is a predicted model, not a curated record. Lineage: Eukaryota; Metazoa; Arthropoda; Insecta; Hymenoptera; Vespidae. Gene Ontology annotation, cellular component: zeta DNA polymerase complex; nucleus. Gene Ontology annotation, molecular function: DNA binding; DNA-directed DNA polymerase activity; nucleotide binding. Gene Ontology annotation, biological process: error-prone translesion synthesis; double-strand break repair via homologous recombination.
CAUAUGACAUGUAUAAACAAAUGCAAAUUUGUAUUUUUUAAUGAUAUAGUGAUGUCAUAAAAUGAAGUGAAUAUUUUGAUACAAUUGUUCAGUGUGUUGUUUUUACUUUUAUGGUGGUAUAUAAACUUUUAUAAUCACAAAUUUGACAUAAUCUAAUAAACUAUGCUUUCAGUCAGAAUAUUAACAAUAGAUAGUUAUCAAACAAAUCCUAUUCCUGAUUUGGAUCCAACAUUUUCCGAAUUUCGAGGAAAUGAAAUAAAACGUGUACCUGUCAUUAGAAUAUUUGGCCCAACUUCAACAGGAGAAAAAACAUGUUUGCAUAUACAUGGUGUAUUCCCAUAUAUGUAUGUACCAUGUACCAUAAAAGAAAAUAUAAACAGUUUUAUGCAUCGGUUGAGUUCAUCGAUAGACAAUGCCAUUAACGUAUCAUCAGGAAAAUCAGCAUGUAGAACUCAACAUGUUUACAAAAUACAAUUAGUUCGUGGAAUUCCCAUUUAUGGAUAUCAUGAAAGGGAACAUCUUUUCUUUAAAAUUUAUUUUUAUACUCCGUCUAUUAUAAAAAAAGUAGCUGAUUUGUUACAAAAUGGUUCAAUAAGCAAUUUGAAAUUACAACCACAUGAAGCACAUAUUCCAUUUAUUUUACAAUUUAUGAUGGAUUAUAAUUUGUACGGUAUGAAUUUUAUAAAUAUCAAAAAAAUGAAACAUCGUUGGCAUACGCUUUCAACCACUAAAGAAGAAACAAAUCAAAUGAACAAUAUAGAAUCCUAUGAUUCGCAAAAAUAUCUUCCAAUGUCUGUUGAUCGUCAAACUAUAUGUGCCUUAGAAGUAGAUGCGCAAGCCAAUGAUAUAUUAAAUCGAAGAGCAAUUGAUAAAGUUAUAGAAUUAAAUCCUGGUCUUGCUGAAAUUUGGAAACAGGAAAAAACAAGAAGAUUACAAGCUGGUUUAGAAGAUGUUAAUUCACAAUUAUUGUAUCCUAAAAGUCCUGAAAAACGAAUCGUAGUACCAACAGUUAAUGAUAAUAAUCAAGAACAACGAAUUCUUCAAAAACUUCAAGAUAUUUUACAGGAACGUGAAAAUACAACUUUAUCAGACUCAACUGUAGAAAUUUCUUAUCCAUUGCAAGCACAGGAGGAUGACAAUUCAUUAAAUGCUUCGUGUGUUGUAAAUCAUAUUACACCAUUUUCAUCACAAAAAAUAAAUGAAAAGGAACAAAUAAAGUCAGAUAAUUUGAAGGAUUUAUCUUCAUAUUUUUUAUUAGAAUCUCUUUCAACCGAAAACAACUCUCACAAUACAAGUUCUUUAAAUGAAGAUGAUAUGAAUUUAGUGGAAAUGUUAGCUGAUUUAUCAGAAAGCGAUGAUGUAAAAAGAAUUGUAGAUGAUGAUAGUAUAUUAGGAUCUCAAUAUUCAGAACAGGAUAAUAAAGUAUUAUAUGAUUGUGAAGAAGAUGAAAGUGAACAGCUAAAUUUAACAAAUUUGGACCUGACUAUACUUAGUCAAAAUCAACCAGAUAAUACAAUAGAAAAAUUACAAAAAUCAAAUGAAGAAAAUAUGCAAACAGAUCGUGAUAAUAAUUUAAGUAAAUUCAAUUUUCCCCAAUUUGAUGGUGCCAAUGAUUUUGUAGCAGGUCCAAAAUCUAAAAAGAAAAGAAAAACAAAUACACAAUCCAAUAAAAUUGGUAGUUCAUCACAAAAAUGUAAGAAAAAGAAAACAGAAAAUGCGGAACAGUCAUGUGUCGAUGAACCAAAUCUUGAAAUUGCAUCAUCUUCAACACUUUCUAAUAAAAAUCAUCCAAUUUCUACUACAAUAGAUCCAGAUAUAAUAAUUUUGGAUGAAAUAGAAACACGUAGUUGUACUUAUGAUCGUCAUAAAUCAUCUAUUAAACAAAGUGUAAUUGAUAUUGAACAGGAAGAAAAAACAGAUGAUCUUAAAACUCAUAAAUGUGAUAGGCUUACAAAAUCUAAAAGUAUGGAUGAUGAAGAUUUACAAAAAAAAAUGCACAAGUCAAAGAUUAAUAAGCAAGGACUAUUAAAAAAAAGUCCAAAUUCGCCAAGAAAUUAUUCACCAUUGAAUGUUAUUAUUAGUUCUCCAAAAACAUUACGAUCCAGCAAUAAAAAUGUAAUAAAUUCCAAUAUUCCAAAACAAGAUUGUAAAAUACUUCCUAGGAAAUUGGUAUUCUCUGAAUCAGAUGAUCUAAAAUGUAAUAUAACUAAACCUAACGUAUCUCAAUGUAAUCUAGAUAGGAAAAGUUUAUCUACAGAUGAUCAACCAAAGAAAUCAGAUAUUACAUAUAAAAAUGACAAAACAACUUAUUCUAAUUUUCCUAAUGAUAUAUCAUUUCAAAUUAACGAAUUAAAUGUUUCUGAAGGAGAUACAGAAGAAAAUAUACACAACGUAACAUUUACACAAUAUAUUGAAGAAAAAAUGAAAAAUGAAACUCAAAUUUUUCAAUCCAGUUAUACAGUAAGCAAGGACAAUCAAACAAAAAGAGUUCCAAUAACAAUUAUAACGAAGUUUAAUCCACCUUCGCGAGAACGUAUAUUACAAAGUUUGGUAACAUGUGAUAUUUCAAAGAGGACUCGAACAGAACCAUUUUUUAGUAAUAAGCUUGAUUUAAUGAAACAAAAAGAAAUGUCAUCUAACGCUUUCAAUAUACCAGUGAUUAAAUCAUUCAAUUCCAGUUUAGAGGGAAUUACGGGAAUUAAAUUAUGGCGACGAAUGAAAGUAAAUGAAUUUUAUCCUGCUGGAUCAAACAUAAAGUCAAAUCAUAUGAAAAAAGUUCUCGCGGGUUAUAAUUUAUUGACGAUAAGAACUCUUAUGGAGCCUCCUCAACUAAAAUCUGUUAAAUCAUGGUUGAAAUCGAAAAAUUGUCCUCCUAUAAACAAUCAACUAAUUGACAACAAUAAUACUUCUACAAAUGGGCAAUCUCCUUCUUCUAGUAAUUCUAAUUCAUUAAAGAAGAACACAUUAGAAAAUACAUUUAAUGAUACAUUUAAACACAAGGAUAAAAGAGAAUCACAAUAUCUAGGAAUCUCUCAUGGACAGAUAGAAUAUUCUCUACAUGAAAAAAUCGGCAAUGCUUCAAAUGAAAAUCUUCAAAAUUCUAGGAUUUUAGCUAUGCAUCAAUAUAUAACAUUACUUUCUGUGGAAGUACAUAUUCCUACACGUGAAGAUUUUCUUCCUAAUCCCCAAUAUGACCCAAUAGAAGCAAUUUUUUAUGCUAUUCACAAUGAUAUUCCAAUAUCUUCUGAUGUCAAGCAAAUGGAGUAUGGAACAAUUAUUAUCCGUUCAUCUGAUGAACAACCAAUAAAUUUCAUUAAUUCUCACAUCCCUCUUAUUCCAACAUCAAUACAAUAUGUGGAAAAUGAGGUAGAAUUAUUAAAUCAUUUAGUAACAUUAAUUCGUCGUUGUGAUCCUGAUAUCUUAAUUGGUUGGGAAGUGGAAGUUUCAUCUUGGGGUUACAUUUUUCAAAGAGCCUCACAUUUAGGCUUUAAACCAUUUCCUUUAUACAUUUCAAGAACUCCAAAUAUUUCGUCUAAUUAUGGUUUUCAAAUGUUCUCCGAAGAUUCAGAAAUAAAAGUACCAGGCCGUAUAUUUCUUAAUAUUUGGAGGAUAAUGAGACAUGAAGUAGCAUUAUCAAGUUAUACAUUUGAAAGUAUUAUGUAUAAUGUGAUGAAGGAAAGAGUUUCAUGUCAUAACUAUAAGACAUUAACCAACUGGUGGAAAAGUUCAAAUAUUGCAAUGAAGAGUAGAGUAAUUGAUUAUUAUGUUAUUAGAGUUUCAGGAAAUUUAAGAAUUCUUUCUCAAUUGGAUAUUAUUGGUAGAACGAGUGAACAUGCACGACUUUUCGGAAUACAAUUUUAUGAAGUAUUCUCACGAGGUUCUCAAUUUCGCGUUGAAUCGAUGAUGUUGAGACUUGCAAAACCAUUAAAUUUUAUUCCAGUAUCACCUUCUAUACAACAAAGAGCUAAAAUGCGUGCACCAGCAGCAUUACCAUUGAUUAUGGAACCAGAAUCUAAAUUUUAUACAGAUCCACUUGUAGUUCUUGACUUUCAAAGUUUAUAUCCAAGCAUUAUAAUUGCUUAUAAUUAUUGCUUUUCAACUUGUUUAGGUCGUGUUGAACACUUAGGACAGUCUAUACCAUUUGUAUUUGGCGCAACGACAUUAAAAAUCAAUAAAAAUACUCUUUUAAAGUUGCAAGGAAAAAUGAAUUUUGCGCCAAAUGGUGUAGCCUUUGUUAAAUCUGAAGUACGUAAAGGUGUAUUACCAAGAAUGCUUGCAGAAAUAUUAAAUACUCGUAUAAUGGUAAAGAAUUCAAUGAAACUUCAUUCGUCCGAUAAUCAUAAUCUUCAGCGUAUGCUUCAUUCGCAACAAUUGGGUUUAAAGUUAAUAGCAAAUGUUACUUAUGGUUAUACAUCUGCCAAUUUUAGUGGCAGAAUGCCAUGCAUUGAGAUAGGUGACAGUGUUGUUAGUAAAGGAAGGGAGACACUGGAACGUGCUAUAAAAAUAGUGGAGUCUACACCUAAAUGGGGCGCCAAAGUUGUUUAUGGAGAUACAGAUUCUUUAUUUAUUCUUUUACCUGGAAAAUCACGACAAGAAGCAUUCAAAAUUGGUGCUGACAUGGCGGACACUAUUACAGCUGCCAAUCCACCUCCUAUAAAACUAAAAUUUGAAAAAAUUCUUCAACCAUCUAUUUUACAGACAAAGAAACGUUAUUGUGGAUAUAUGUACGAAACUUCCGAUCAAAAAAUUCCUGAAUAUUUGGCAAAAGGUAUUGAAACUGUACGUAGAGAUGGAUGUUUUGCUGUUUCAAAGAUCCUUGAAAAGUCAUUGAAAAUAUUAUUUGAUACUUCAGACAUCUCUUUAAUAAAAAAAUACCUUAUUAGACAAUUCAAUAAAAUUUUAUGCAGGCGAGUCUCAAUAGAGGAUUUAACAUUUGCCAAGGAAUUUCGUGGUUUAGAUGGUUAUAAAACUAAUGCUGUUGUUCCAGCAUUAGAAUUAACACGCAGAUUAAUGCGUAAAGAUCCUCGAGCAAUACCUCUUACCGGUGAACGUGUGCGUUAUGUUAUUACUGCUGGUGCACCAAAUCAAGCAUUAAUUCAUUGUGUUCGUACACCAUGGGAAGUAAUGUGCGAUCCUGGUUUAUAUCCAAACUCUAUUUAUUAUAUAACCAAAGUUAUUAUACCACCUAUAAAUCGGUGUUUCAAUUUAUUUGGCAUCGAUGUUAAUAACUGGUAUCAAGAAAUGUCUCAUCGACAAUCAUUCGAUAAAUUAGAUUAUUUAAAUACAAAAAAUCAAAAAUCUACUAUUUGUCAAUUUUUUAAUACAACUGAAUGUAACAUUUGCGGAGAACAGUCCACUAAUGAAAUUUGUUCAGAAUGUAUGGCACAACCUGAUAAAACAAUCCUUACAAUUUAUGAAAAAAUAAGAUGGUUUGAACGUACGUACCAGCAAUUUAAUGAAAUAUGUUACUCUUGCGUAGGACGACGAGAUUAUCCCGAUUGUACUUCUUUAGAUUGUCCAGUAUUAUAUCGUAUGCACGAAGCUCGCAAAAAUCUUGCACAAGUAUCUUAUCUGAAUAAUUUAAUAAACAAUGGUAUUAAUAAUGUUAAUAUACGUGAUAAAAACGUACCUUCUUCGUAAUAAACUUUUGUUUUUUACUGGUUUUCCUGAUGAUGAUAUUUUACUCGUAAGAAUUGUGUGGAUUAUUUGGAUUUUUUUUGGAAAGUAUAAAUAUGUUAAAAUAAAAGAUGCAGCUGUGUUUUUUGCUAUCUUAUGUUUAUUCUCUUAUUUUUUUUUUUUUAUUUUUUUUUUAUUUUUUUUUUUUUUUAUCAUAAUACUGUAUAACAUACAAGAAAUGCACAUUAAUGAAACCUACAGAAGAGAAUCUGAAUAUACAUAACAUUUGUUACCAAUUUUUAAUUCUCAUGCACUUUUGUUGACCUACCAUAUUUUGUAUUUUUUUUUUUUAAUUUUUUAAUUUUUUUUUUUUUAUAUAUACCAACUCAAGGAGAAUGAUAAUUUCUAUUGAAUACUUUUUAGAUAUAAUAAGAAUAUAUGUGAAUAUAUACAUUUGAAUUUAUUUUCAAUAAAUUUUCUUUUUCUUUUUUUUCUGGGAAUUUUGAAGAUCACUUAUCUACAAAGAAUUCAAUUACAACAGUUUCUCUUGCCAUUACAUAAAACUCGUAAGAUACAUAAUAACUAAAUGAUAAUGAUAAUAAUUUGAUAAACAUGAUAAUAAUAACUAUCUUAAUUUAUAAUCAAAUGAAAUAAAUAAACAGUUUUCAUAAUUGUGUAGUUUCAUUAUAAGUACUGAUGGUAAUGCCGAAAUUUAAAAAUGAUUUUUUUUACAAUCAAACUCUCACAUUUCUUUUUAUCUUUUUUUUUCCCCCUUUUAUUUUUAUUUUUAUGAAACAUUUUCAUUUCCUUUGUCGUAGAACAUUAUCAAAUAUAAAGAAAUGUAUUAUCAUCUCUGAUAGUUUUUCUAUGGCAAUGUUAAUAAUUAUAAAUGAAUAAAUAUAUUGAAUUUUUUAUUUUUUUUUUUUUUAAAUAUUACAUUUUUUCUUGAUUAAUCUAAAACACAACAUAGCAUGCAUUAUUAAUAAUUUUAUUCGAAGUAACAGGAUGAUUAUGAAAAAAAUUAAUUAACGAACUUGUGUUUUAUAAUAUUGAGCGAACUAUCCUUUCAAAGUUUAUUGCGAACAAUAAUAAUAAUAAUAAUUAUUAUUAUUAUUAUUAAAAAGCACCUUCCGGCUUAGAAAAAAAAAAAAA